Racocetra persica is the source of this 1838-nucleotide messenger RNA. NCBI's taxonomy places the organism in Eukaryota, Fungi, Glomeromycota, Glomeromycetes, Diversisporales, Gigasporaceae. The record is from the annotation of a GenBank genome assembly.
UUAAAAACUUGGGUCAAUAUGAGCAAAUAAACGGCUUGCUUGAUAAAUCGAUACAAUAUUAUCGAAUUGGUGAUGAUUGCAAAACUUCUCUCGAAAACAUUCUAACACUUAUUAAAGAACUUAAUAAUGAUGUUCUAACUUAUCUUUGGGAGUUGCAAUUGCUCGAAAAGCAUUUGUUGACUAUUUUUUUACUAAAUAAUAAUAUCAAAGAUAAUGAUACGAAGUCUAUAAUUGUUAUUAUAACUGAGCUAUUUGUCUUGAUGACAACAUCCAUUGACCUAGAUCAGACUGUUGACUUUGCAGAUGAUAAUGCGUGUCUACAAAGGGAUAUCUUAAAAGCUCAGUAUGCUUAUAAGGAAUUAUUUACAAAAAAUCCCACAGCACUCAGAACACUAUUAAAUCUACUCAAUGAUCAUUUGAUGAUUGAGAUUAGCAAGCCCCCUGAAAAUAACGUUAUGGUCGUUUGCCUAGUGCUAUCAUUAUUCCGAAAUUUGUUGGCUAUAGACAAAAAGGAUAAAAGACUGCAUUAUAAUUUAGUACAUCAAUAUUAUAAAGAAACAAUUAUUGAGUGCUUUUGUUCACUCGAUUCAAAAAAUAUCGAAUUAUUUCAAUGUAAUAUCAUAAUACAAGAGAUAUUCUAUCAUAUUUUUCAUGGUAUCGAACCUUCCGACAUUUUGGAGAAUCCCACAACCGAAGCAAAUGAAUUUUCUAAAAAACUUUUAGAAGAUGAAGAAAAAAAAAAGGAAGAUCGUCGUCGUUUUAGUGAACGGUUUAGCGGGAAGUAUUGGGUGAAGAUGCCUGAUGGUUAUGAAAUUCUUACUUCCAAAAAGGACGCGCGUGCCGAUAAAUUUCCUGAUGAACAUGAAGAAAAAGAGAAUAAACGUACGAUCCGAGAAGAAUGGCUACCCAAGAAGAAGCUCAUACUUGAUGUUAGUGACGCUGCGCGUGAUUGUUUAAAAGUUACUGCAAUUAAAUUUUUAAACACUAUAUUCACCACACUUGUACACUCUGUUGUAAAAGAUCUGAAAUCAGAGCAAUACAAUGACUAUCAGCAUUCAAAUCAUUUGUUCUAUAUUGUGAGAUUUUUCCUUGAACUUCAACAACUUUUAAGCAUUAAAGAUUCAAAUGCUGUUUUGAUAGAAAAUUGGCCAGAUAUCUUGAAUUGUAAAAUAUUUAAAUUGAUGUUUAACAAGAUUAGAUACUUCAAAGACCAAAAGUUGUGGUCAGAACUUCAAGUUGGACUAGAAUGUUUGAAGCAAAUGUCAAGAACCAUUGAAAUUAUGGGUUCAAAACAUUCUAAUAAGGAUCAUGAAACUCGUAACAAAGCUCAACAAUUGCAAUAUCGCAUUUUGUGCGACAAAGAAAAUUUGGAACUGAUUGUUGACGUUGUUAAAAGAUCUUCCAAGCAAUCUGUGAGUUUUCUUCGAAGCUUAGUUGAGACAGUACAUCGACUUUUGUCUAUGCUUGAACGAGUCAAGUCGAGAAAGUAUAUUUAUGUUAAACAAAAACGUAAAACAAAUAGGCCUAACAAAAAAGUAAAAUAUAUUAAGGAUGAAUAUGAAUAUACAAUUGACAAAAUUGAUUCACAAGUCCUAUCGACUUAUUGUGCACUAUUGGAUCAAGAGUACGAAACAGUUGACUUAGAUUUUCAUUACAUCAAUAUGAUGUUUUUUCGUAUGCUUUCUCACUGUGAAUCUUCAAUUUUCAUGAAGGAACUGACCGACACUUUCAAUUUGAAUUUGAAUGACUCACAAAUUAAAUUCAGAGACUUCGCAUAUAAAAUUGUAAAAGACUUUGCUAUACGAAUGGAAAAACAUCCACUAACUUAUAUCGAAUAG